Molecule: messenger RNA, 1905 nt
Organism: Anopheles gambiae (African malaria mosquito)
Lineage: Eukaryota; Metazoa; Arthropoda; Insecta; Diptera; Culicidae
Product: probable cytochrome P450 9f2
Exons: 2
Coding region: 122-1759 (545 amino acids)
Molecular function (GO): iron ion binding; monooxygenase activity; oxidoreductase activity, acting on paired donors, with incorporation or reduction of molecular oxygen
Source: RefSeq, a predicted model, not a curated record
GGCCACACUUGCCACGGGAACGGUUCAGUUGGAUGGCAAAUUUUGCACAAGCGUACAUCUCCCAAGAACUACAAGUGAUCCCUAAAGUGUGUGACCGAGGAAGGGAACGUCCAAGGGCAGGAUGGAGAUCAGUUUGAUGGUGCUGGUGCCGCUGGUGGCCAUCCUCGGUUUCAUCUAUCAUUACAUUACGAAGGGAAAUAAGUAUUUCCAUGAUAAACCGAUACCCUCGUUGGCGGCGGAGCCACUGUUUGGCAGUACGCGGCGGCUGAUGAUGAAGCAGACUUCGUUCCAUGAUUUUGUUAUCAGCAUCUACAACAAGUACCCGCUGGUGAAAGUUUUCGGCAUGAUCGACACAAUGCUACCGAUGUUUGUGGUGCGCGAUCCGGAGCUGCUCAAGCGGAUCGCAGUGAAAGACUUUGAGUACUUCAUGAACCAUCGGCCAGUGUUUGGCAAUAACGACGAUCCCCAUAAUGAGGCCCUGUUCGGCAAGACGCUGAUUGCAAUCACCGACCAAAAGUGGCGCGAUAUGCGAGCGACGCUCAGUCCCGCCUUCACCGGCAGCAAAAUGCGCCAAAUGUUCGAGCUGAUCGUGGAGUGCAGCAGCAACAUGGCCCAGCAUUACAAGGAACAGAUCCGCAGCAAUGGCGCUGGCUCGCGUGAGCACGAGAUGAAGGAUGUGUUUACGCGGUACGCCAACGACGUUAUCGCCACGUGCGCAUUCGGCAUCAAGGUUGAUUCGCUGAAGCACGCGGAAAACGACUUCUUCGUCAAUGGCAAGAAGAUGAUGGCAUUCAACCGACCAAUCGUUAUGCUGCGGAUGAUGGGCUUCCGGUUACUGCCCAAGCUGAUGAACUUCUUCAAUCUGGAUCUGUUUGAUCGGGAACAGAGAGUCUUCUUCACUGAGAUCAUCAAGGAUACGGUGCGAACGCGUGAUGCCAAUGGUAUUGUUCGACCCGAUAUGGUUCAUCUGCUGAUGCAGGCUCGCAAGGGUGCGCUCAAGCAUCAGCGUGAUACGGAGGAGCGUGAAGAGGUGAAGGGUUUCGCCACUGUCGAGGAGUCGGAGGUGGGUCAGACACAGGCAAGCAAGGGUAUGCAGAUGACCGAGCUGGAAAUGAUAGCCCAGUGUUUGAUCUUCUUCCUGGCCGGGUUCGAUACCGUCUCCACGUGUUUAACUUUCCUCGCCUACGAGCUCACCGUCAACCGGGACGUGCAGGACAAGCUGUACGAGGAGAUCCUUCAAACGGACAAAGCGCUCAGCGGUGGUCCAUUGACUUAUGAUGCGGUACAAGGCAUGCAGUACAUGGACAUGGUCGUGUCGGAGGGACUGCGUAUGUGGGCUCCGGCUCCUGCCACCGAUCGGUUGUGUGUGCGAGACUACGUGGUAGAUGAUGGCGAUCGACUGAAGUUUACCAUCGACAAGGGUACGGUAGUGUUUAUCCCGAUCGCAGGUCUGCACCACGAUCCACAGUACUAUCCCAACCCGAGCAAGUUCGAUCCGGAGCGAUUCAGUGUGGAAAAUCGGGACAAGAUUAAUCCAAAUACGUACCUGCCGUUUGGCAUUGGUCCGCGCAACUGUAUCGGAUCUCGGUUCGCUCUGAUGGAGGUGAAGGCCAUCAUCUACUACAUGUUGCGCGAGUUUUCGUUCGAACGCACACCGAACACGCAAGUGCCGCUCCGGCUAGCAAAGGGAUUUGCGGGCAUGCGCAGCGAAAAGGGUGUGUUUGUCGAGUUCCGGCCACGCAAGCAAGCUGCUAACUGAUCCUACUACAUAAGAUCUGUUAGGAAGCAAGCCUAUUGUAGAUAUUAAUCAUUACUAAGAAAAAAAGAAGCAAUUAGGCAACUAACAAUGAGUGUUGCUCCUUUUUUAUUAUUUACAAUAAAGCAUUCUGAGUUCACUGGAUGAAA